Wyeomyia smithii (pitcher-plant mosquito) is the source of this 1355-nucleotide messenger RNA. RefSeq names its product succinate--CoA ligase [ADP/GDP-forming] subunit alpha, mitochondrial (gene Scsalpha1). The transcript has 4 exons. Gene Ontology annotation, molecular function: succinate-CoA ligase (ADP-forming) activity; succinate-CoA ligase (GDP-forming) activity. The coding region runs from base 211 to 1191 and encodes 326 amino acids. Lineage: Eukaryota; Metazoa; Arthropoda; Insecta; Diptera; Culicidae. Gene Ontology annotation, cellular component: mitochondrion; succinate-CoA ligase complex (ADP-forming). Gene Ontology annotation, biological process: tricarboxylic acid cycle. The record is from RefSeq and is a predicted model, not a curated record.
ACAUUUUCAGAUUUACGAAAGACAGCCACGGUGUUCGGGUGCACUCUUGUCAUUUGGAGACCGAGAAGAGUUUGCGUUUCGUCUUGGCGGCCACAAAUUUUGGGACGGUCGGCAGCAAUUGAAAAUCUUAUCUCGACGAGUUCCGUAGUUUCUGCCGCGUUACUGUGAAUUAGUGCGUCCUGUUCCCAUCGAUUUUACACAUCCGCCGAAAUGUCUGCCAGUGCAAGGUUGUUCUCCAAGAUACGUGGCUUCAGUGGUGGUGUCCGCUUCGUCAGCUAUGAAUCAACACGUAAAAAUCUCGCACUGAACAGCAACUCGAAAGUGAUCUGUCAAGGAUUCACCGGUAAGCAGGGUACUUUCCACUCCCAACAGGCACUGGAAUAUGGCACAAAACUGGUCGGUGGUGUUUCGCCCGGUAAGGGAGGCCGUACGCAUUUGAACUUGCCAGUUUUCAACACGGUGAAAGAGGCUAAAGCUGCCACCGGUGCGGAAGCGACCGUCAUCUAUGUGCCCCCGCCAGGGGCUGCAAAGGCCAUCCUCGAAGCAAUCGAAGCCGAAAUGCCACUGAUUGUGUGCAUCACCGAGGGAGUGCCCCAGCAUGACAUGGUGAAGGUUAAGCAUGCGUUGUUGGCUCAAAGCAAGUCCCGUCUGGUAGGACCCAACUGCCCCGGCAUCAUCGCUCCAGAGCAAUGCAAAAUUGGCAUUAUGCCCGGCCAUAUUCAUAAGCGGGGAAUGAUCGGUGUAGUGUCCCGCUCUGGUACGUUGACUUACGAAGCGGUCCACCAGACGACCGAGGUUGGACUCGGCCAGACUCUGUGCGUCGGCAUCGGAGGUGAUCCCUUCAACGGUACCGAUUUUAUCGACUGCUUAGACGUAUUCCUGAAGGAUCCGGACACCAAAGGAAUCAUUCUGAUCGGUGAGAUCGGUGGAGUUGCCGAGGAGAAAGCUGCCGAUUAUUUAAUGCAAUAUAAUCAGGGCAUCAAAGCCAAGCCAGUAGUCUCGUUCAUUGCUGGCUUAUCCGCUCCACCCGGCCGUCGCAUGGGACAUGCAGGUGCUAUCAUUUCAGGUGGAAAGGGUGGUGCACAAGAUAAAAUAAAUGCAUUAGAAAAGGCCGGUGUUAUCGUAACCAGAAGCCCAGCUCAGAUGGGCAAAGAGCUGUUCAAAGAAAUGAAGAGAUUAGAACUUGUUUAAACGCGAAAUAGAAUAAUCCCCUGGAAAAGAAAAGCGAUUAGAAAGUAUCCACUAAUGUAACUUCCUCGAUUUUAUAAUCUGGUGCGCAAUUCUCUCCGUUGCUGAUGUGCUACGUGUCGUUCUAUUGAUCGUAAGGCAUAAAUACAUGUGCGUUGGACCGUAAA